GAAAAAAUGAAAUGAAUAUGAUACGUCAUAGUGCGGUAUAACUUCGGGUGCUUUAGAGUAACGUGUAUUUCUGUGUAACACCUACGUGAAAUACGGAUCUACUAGAAAAUGCAGGCAAAAAUUUCGAGAUGAAAGAGUUCUCAGUAGACAUACAAUUCCCACUUUGGCAAAUAAAUUUAGAUAAACGUGACUCUCAACAAACAAGAACAAAAACAUAAGCGCUGACUGUUUACUGAGGAAAAGUUAGAGCACAUAGAGGCCAGACUUUAACAUAAGUCACUGAAACGUUUAGCUCAAGAGACUGGAGUGUGAAAAGUACAAGGACGACAACACAUUUGCUGAAGUUCAGACCCUAUAAAAAGGCAGUAAUCCAAGUACGCCUUGCAUUCGCGCAAUCCGACUAGCAGUGUACAUUUCUGCGUUUAUUUCUGCAGUCUGUCGCCGAAGGUGAGAUCAAUCCACAACUUACGUUCUUUUCUGAUGAAGCGUGGUUUCAUUUGCAGGGAUACAAAACUACCCAAUAUAAUCGUUACCGGAAUUAAUAGAAUUCGCAUCUAACCCACUAAGACCAGCUCCAGCCAGUGAAAGUUUGUGUGUGGUGUGCUGUAGUGCAAGGAUUGUUAUACCUGUGCUUUACAACGAAACAAUUAAUUGCGAAAUGUAUCUAUGUGUAGAGGGACAGCAUUAUCAACACACCCUGUAAUUUGUGAAUUAUUAACUACUCCAUUCCGAACAUUAUCGGCUGUUAAGCGUGCUGAUUCAUCUGAAAAAUUCGUAUGCGCCUUGCGGCAAGCGGCGCACCGGUGGCCGUGAAGCUCAGAGUCAUGGAACCGCUCAACAGAACCCUGUAAGGUAAUAUGGACGGAAGUUGUGCCAUCGGUUCCCACUGGACAUCAGCUUCCAGCUGUCCAACAACGGCAGGAGUGUCCGAUGUUGGGGCUCUCCUCUUCACCAGUCUCCUCACCACACUCAUCGACUCUCAGAAACAGCUGGGAAAUCCGGAUGAGUACCCAGAAGAUGCUAGUUCCUACCUCCUGGACGAGUACGAUUUCAUCGUGGUAGGAGCCGGUUCAGCGGGGUCCGUGGUGGCCAGUCGACUAAGCGAGGUACCAGAGUGGAAAGUUCUUCUUCUAGAAGCAGGUGGUGACCCGCCACUAUCCUCUGACAUUCCAAAACUAUUCUUUGCCCUCCAAAGGACUGAUAUCGACUGGAAAUACAUGACAGAACCCAAGAAAGGAAUGUGUGAAGGUUUACAGAACGGACAGUGCAGCUGGCCCCGAGGCAAAGUCUUGGGUGGAACGAGCACAAUAAACGCAAUGCUUUAUGUUCGUGGAAUGCAAAAGGAUUAUGAUAAAUGGGCUGAAAAUGGAAACUAUGGUUGGAGUUACAAGGAGAUUCUGGAUUACUUUAAGAAAUCCGAAGAUGCAAAGUGGAUGAAAUCAGAUGAUCUUUCACAUCAUGCAAAAGGCGGACCGCUGACAAUUGAGCAGUUCGAGGUCAGUGACAUUGGUGAAAGGAUUUUGGAAGCUGCCAUGGAACUGGGUUAUCCAGUACUAGAUGAUAUAAACGCGGAAAAUCGGUUGGGUUUCACAGCAGUUCAAGGAACCUUGCGAAAUGGAACUCGGUGUAACACGGCCAAAGCUUUUUUGAGUCCAGCCAAAGAUCGGAAAAAUCUUCAUGUUUCAAAACAUUCACAUGUUACCAGAAUACUAAUAGAUCCGGGGAGUAACGAGGCCCACAGUGUCGAAUUCAGAACCCAGACAGGAGAAGUUCGAGUAGUGAAAUUUAAGAAAGAAGUCGUUGUAUCGGCAGGGGCAAUAAACACACCACAAAUAUUAAUGCUGUCUGGUAUAGGACCUCUUGAACAUUUAAAUGACAUUGGUAUCAAGCCAGUAAUUAAGGAUCUCAAGGUUGGCGAGAACCUUCAAGAUCAUAUACUUUUUCCUGGUUCUAUACUCACCAAGAAAAAAUCUUCAUUGCACCAGAUUUCUCCUUCCUUCUAUAAUGAUGCGUUUUAUGAGUACUUGACGCGCAGAACUGGUGUCUUGUCGACUCAUUACGGCACGUCGGCAACUGGAUUCAUUAAAACAAAAUGUUCUGAAGACGACAGACCGGAUAUUCAGAUGCAUUUCUUAGCUUUUCUUGCUCAGGACAACCAAAGUAUAAUGGUCUUGGCAAAUGGUGUAGGUUUCACAGAAGAGACGACACUUUCAAUAUUAGAAUAUCUUAAAGAAAAGGAUCUCAUGUUUUUAAUCCCAUCGCUCUUACGACCAAAGAGUGUAGGCAGAAUUCUUCUCAGUUCAUCAGACCCUUCAGAGCCUCCUAGAAUACAAGCUGGGUAUCUGUCUGAUCCUGAAGGCAAAGAUAUCGAUUCUUUAAUUGAAGGUAUUAAAUUUACUACGGACCUCAUCAACACUGAAGCCAUGAAAGCUGAAAAUGCUACAAGACAGAAGAUUUAUUUUAAAGACUGCGAACACCUGGAGUUCGAUUCGAGGGACUACUGGGAAUGUGUUUUGCGACAGACAGCAACAACGCUUUAUCACCCUGUUGGCACCUGUAAAAUGGGUCCAAGUUCAGAUCCUGAAGCUGUUGUAGAUCCAGAACUGAAAAUUCACGGUGUGAAAGGAAUAAGGGUGGCCGAUGCGUCCAUAAUGCCGAGCAUUGUAAGCGGGAACACGAACGCACCCUGUAUUAUGAUCGGCGAGAAGGCUGCAGAUAUGGUGAAGAAAGAUUGGCUUUGAAAGAAGUGUUAUUGAUGGAUGUUCAGUUUCUCACAACGCUGACCACAAGUAGGAUGUGGGUUGUAAUGCCAUUAGUUUGGAAACUGUAAGAAGAAGAUAUUGCCUCCGUUUUCAAGGUCGAGUAGUAAGUAAUGCAAAAAGAAGACAGACAGUGUAUUUUAGUAAUAUGUUCCUCCGAAACGCUGGUGGGUUUUCAGAAUCACAUGGCGUUACAAUCCAGAAGAUAAUACUCUUCAUUUGUUCUACUAUUCCGACAAGGAUAUCUCUCUUGUAAUGACCUACGCUGUAGAAUAUUAUCUCUUCAUGCUCACGAGCCUGUUACUUCAAUUAUUCUGUUAUGUUAUUAGCAAAAUAAUUUUGCUUAGAAUGGAAGAAGCACGUGUUCUCAGAAUACGAUCUGAUUUAUGCCACUUUUAUCCGAGUGUUCAAGUUCUUAUGUUAAUAUUAUUUUAUUAAGUUGUAUAUGCCACUUGUACAUUCAAUCACAGUGACUAUUUCUGUUUCUUGUGAAAUAGGCACGAAUGUACUUAAAUCAAAUUUCAUUUUUUGUUUCGAUUUAUUACUUUGUUAGAUAUAAUGCAGUUUACACAGACUAAACUUUGAUAAUCCCCUAUUUAGCCUUCUCUCUAAUUUAAUGCGCGGAUGCAGCUGUAACCCAAAAUCACACAAAAUUCCGUAUCCUAAUCCAGGAAAUUUAAAACACAAAAUGUCGUAAAGCUUAUAUGCCUGAAAUCCCAUAUGCAUUUAGAAAGCAGAAGCAACGUAACUCACAAUCUAUUGGUGUGAAAGUGGAACUGUAUUAGAUCCUAGAGGAUUCUGACGAUGAUGUAUAACAUUACGGUUACUGGGUUUUUGGGCUCUGUCCAUCGUUCGGUAUAAAAAAUAGCAGAGCAUUUCGGAAAAUAUCUCAUUCCAUCAACAGGUGAGGAGUGUCCGACACCUAUACUCUUGGGUCCUCCAGAAAGAGCUAUCCUCAAUCAUUGGUGGUUAGCUCUUUCUAACGGACCCAACGGAGAAUGUGUCAUAACUCUCACCUGAGGACGGAACAAGAUCGAGUUUUGGACACGGUGUGUUGUUUAGAAUACCGGAUGUUGGACAUGUUCUUAAACCAAGUAAUCCCAAGUAACUGGGUUGAGUUUGUUAAGGAUGUUUAAAUUCAGUAUAACCACUUUCUGAACUACCUGGUGAGGCUCAAUAAUUCCAGAACUGCAAACAGGUGUGCUAAGAAGUAUAAGUCUGUGAUGUGUACAGGCUUGCUAGACUUUCCGCCAGGUAGCAGCAUGGUUGUUUAUGUACAAUUCUCUAGUCUCUUGCUAUUACAGAGUACAUAACUAAUAAAUAGAAACCAUGGACUAAUGUUCCCCA
Messenger RNA from Cryptotermes secundus, 4106 nucleotides. Its product is annotated as glucose dehydrogenase [FAD, quinone]. Gene Ontology annotation, molecular function: flavin adenine dinucleotide binding; oxidoreductase activity, acting on CH-OH group of donors. The record is from RefSeq and is a predicted model, not a curated record. Bases 858 to 2741 code for a protein of 627 amino acids. The transcript has 2 exons. NCBI's taxonomy places the organism in Eukaryota, Metazoa, Arthropoda, Insecta, Blattodea, Kalotermitidae.